Lates calcarifer (barramundi perch) is the source of this 1509-nucleotide messenger RNA. RefSeq names its product immunoglobulin (CD79A) binding protein 1 (gene igbp1). Gene Ontology annotation, molecular function: protein phosphatase 2A binding. The transcript has 3 exons. Gene Ontology annotation, cellular component: cytosol. NCBI's taxonomy places the organism in Eukaryota, Metazoa, Chordata, Actinopteri, Centropomidae. The record is from RefSeq and is a predicted model, not a curated record. Gene Ontology annotation, biological process: regulation of signal transduction; regulation of dephosphorylation. Bases 46 to 1131 code for a protein of 361 amino acids.
AGAAAAAUAUCAGACGAAGUAGAGAACCCCGGAAACUAUGACAAGAUGGCGGAAAGUGAAAACAGCAGCGAUAUGAGACAGCCGUCAAAUUCAGACGCUGGACCUCCUAAAUUAUCCGAGCUGCUGGAUCGUGGGUGGAAGAUAUUUAAGGAGGUGGACUGUACAGAUGAACCACUAGGUUCCAACAGCAUCCAGGUGAGACUGAAACGCGGAAUCGGUAUGUUAGAAGAAGCGUCCAGAAUGGUAGCUCAGCUCGACCUGUUCAGCCGUAACGAGGAGCUGGAGGAGGUCGCCACGGCGGACCUGAAGUACCUGCUGCUGCCCGCUCUCCUAGGAGCGCUUACCAUGAAGCAGACCAGCAGGGGCAACCGUCUGGGCAUAGUCCAGACAGCCCGGGCUUACUUCAUGGACUUCCUGCGGAGAUGUAAAGAGUAUAACAUAUCACAGUUUGAGCUGCCAGCGUCGACGGAUGAAGACACAAGCGGUUUCGACGAAGCUUCUGAAAAUGGACUCUCUGCAGCCAUGUCUGCCCCCUGCCCGUCAGACCUGGUUGCCAUGGCAGCACAGAGACAAGCUAAGGUCGAGCGGUACCGUCAGAAGAAGGAGCUGGAAGCCAGAUUGUCGGACGUACAGAGAGCUGUGGACAGCGGAAAGGCUGAUGAUGAAGUCAGCAGAGAUUUUUACCUUCUGAACAUCCGGAGGUGGGUCACUGUGUGUCUGGAGGAAAUAGAGAGCAUUGAUCAGGAGGUGGAGAUACUUAAGAAGAUGGAUGUUCUGAAGCAUAGUGCUGCCAAGCAGCCGGCACAGCCAGUCCGGCCUCCCAUGAAACCAUUCAUCCUCACCAAGGAUGCUUUACAGGCUCAGGUUUUUGGGGCUGGUUACCCCAGUCUUCCCACCAUGACUGUAGAUGACUGGUAUGAACAGCACAGGAAACAUGGAGCCCUGCCUGACCAGGGGAUCCCAAGGAAGGUCGCUGUGGAGGAUGAAAGUGAUGCAAAAGAGAGGGAAGAAGAGGAAAAAGAGAAAAAGGCUGAACAGGAUGAUGAGGAGUCUCUGCUGAAAGCCAGAAACUGGGAUGACUGGAAGGACACUCAUCGCAGAGGUUAUGGAAAUCGCCAGAACAUGGGCUAACUGAUCCCAGCACAGUGUGUGUCCACCAGCCCUGCUCUGUCUUCAUUUCUAAUACAGGACACUCUUCACAGCUCUGAUCCCCAAAGCCAUGGGUAUGAGAGGGAAACAUACCACAGCAUCACCUGACCACCCUGCUCACUUCACUGAUUGGUUUCUGUGCAGGUUGACACUACAGCUGAUUUCUUCAUGUUACAUUUGCUGUUGUCAGUCAUUUACAGUACAGCAGUCCUGUGUGGUGUCAUGUGUCCAACUGAGUCUUAAUAAAAAUUUACAGUAUGGCUGGACUAAAUGGAGCCCAGUCAUGAUGCCCUUGUUUCUGCUCUGCAGUGUGUAUUCUUCCAACACUGUCGCUGGACAAUAAAGACUGAUCAAACCCUG